Messenger RNA from Gastrolobium bilobum, 3070 nucleotides. RefSeq names its product leucine-rich repeat receptor-like protein kinase PXC2. Gene Ontology annotation, biological process: protein phosphorylation. The record is from RefSeq and is a predicted model, not a curated record. Gene Ontology annotation, molecular function: ATP binding; protein kinase activity; protein binding. The coding region runs from base 55 to 2961 and encodes 968 amino acids. Lineage: Eukaryota; Viridiplantae; Streptophyta; Magnoliopsida; Fabales; Fabaceae. Gene Ontology annotation, cellular component: plasma membrane. The transcript has 2 exons.
CUUUUGAAGUUUGAACACUUCCCUUUAUUUCUAAAUAUACUCACUUUGGUGAAGAUGAUGCAAUUAAGCUUAUGCCUAUUGUUUCUUAUUCUUUUUGGUCCAGUCCUGCCAGUGCUCUCUGUGGACCCUGGUUUCAACGAUGAUGUGUUUGGGUUGAUUGUGUUCAAAGCUGGUUUGGAAGACCCAAAGCAUAAACUCUCUUCUUGGAAUGAAGAUGAUAACAGUCCCUGCAAUUGGGAAGGUGUUAAAUGUGAUCCUGCAACCAAUAGGGUCUCUGCUCUUGUCCUUGAUGGGUUCUCUCUUUCUGGGCAUGUUGAUAGAGGCCUAUUGAGAUUGCAGUUCCUUCAAAUUCUCUCACUUUCUGGGAACAACUUCACAGGGCCCAUAAACCCUGAUCUUCCUCGCCUUGGGGGUUUGCAAGUUGUUGACUUGAGUGACAACAACCUCUCUGGGUCAAUCCCAGAAGGGUUUUUCCAGCAAUGUGGAUCUCUAAGAACUGUUUCCUUUGCAAAGAAUAACCUUACAGGUAAGAUUCCUGAUUCUUUGAGUUAUUGCUCCACAUUGGCAACUGUUAACUUCUCCUCUAAUCAACUUGAUGGGGAAUUGCCAUCUGUGGUGUGGUUCUUGAGGGGACUACAGUCACUUGAUCUGUCAAAUAACUUGCUUGAGGGAGAGAUUCCUGAAGGAAUUCAGAAUCUGUAUGAUUUGAGGGAGUUGAGUCUACAGAAUAACCACUUUACUGGUAGGCUUCCUGGGGAUAUUGGGGGCUGCUUACUUUUGAAAUCACUUGAUUUGAGUGAUAAUUUUCUCUCUGGAGAACUUCCUGAGUCAAUGCAAAGACUCACUUCAUGCACAUCACUCAGAUUGCAGGGUAAUUCAUUCACAGGAGGCAUUCCUGAUUGGAUUGGACAACUGAAAAAUCUAGAGAUAUUGGAUCUUUCUGCAAAUAGGUUUUCUGGUUGGAUUCCAAAAUCAUUAGGAAAUCUAGACUCACUGCAUAGAUUGAAUUUAUCCAGGAAUCAGUUCACAGGAAACUUGCCUGGUUCAAUGACAAAUUGCACUAAGCUUUUGGCUCUUGACAUCAGCCAUAACAAGUUGGAAGGGCAUCUUCCUUCAUGGAUUUUUAGGCUGGGUUUACAAAGUAUCUCUCUUUCUGGGAACAGCUUCAUUAAGGGAAAUUAUCCUUCACUUAAGUCCACAUCUGCAUCUUAUCAUGGUCUUGAGGUUUUGGAUUUGUCCUCCAAUGCAUUUUCUGGUGAAAUUCCGUCUGGGAUUGAGGGUCUUAGUAGCCUGCAAGUGUUAAAUAUGUCCACCAACAAUAUCUCUGGUUCUAUUCCUGUUGGUAUAGGAGAACUUAAAUCUUUAUACAUUAUUGACUUAAGUGAGAACAAGCUUAAUGGAAGCAUUCCUAUUGAAAUAGAAGGGGCAAUUUCACUCAGUGAACUGAGGCUACAAAAGAACUCCCUAGGUGGGAGAAUUCCUGUUCAAAUUGAGAAGUGUUCAUCUCUAACAUUUUUGAUUCUUUCUCACAACAAGCUUACUGGUUCAAUCCCUGCAGCCAUUGUAAAUCUAACCAAUCUUCAGUAUGUAGAUUUGUCAUGGAAUGAACUCUCUGGAAGUUUACCCAAGGAGCUUGCAAAUCUUUCCCAUCUUUUCUCAUUUAUUGUAUCCUAUAACCACCUUCAAGGUGAGUUACCAGUGGGUGGCUUCUUCAACACCAUUUCCCCCUCAUCUGUCUCCGGUAAUCCAUUGUUGUGUGGUUCUAUUGUCAACCACUCAUGCCCUUCUGUUCAUCCCAAACCUAUUGUCUUAAAUCCCAAUUCUUCUGGUUCCAACUCCAGCAUUUCCUCACAAAAUCAUCAUCAUAGGAUCAUACUCAGUAUCUCUGCUCUUAUUGCUAUUGGAGCAGCUGCUUUUAUUGCCAUUGGUGUGGUGGCUAUUACUGUCCUAAAUAUGCGUGUGCGUUCUUCAAUGGCGCGUUCUGCUGCUCCAUUUGCCUUCUCUGGUGGUGAGGACUACAGCUGUUCGCCAGCAAAUGAUCCAAACUAUGGCAAGCUUGUCAUGUUUGAUGGUGAUGCAGACUUUGCUGAUGGAGCCCAUAAUCUUCUUAAUAAAGAAAGUGAAAUAGGUCGUGGUGGAUUUGGAGUUGUUUAUCGCACUUUCCUUCGAGAUGGACAUGCUGUUGCAAUCAAGAAGCUUACAGUCUCAAGUUUGAUCAAGUCCCAAGAAGACUUUGAGAGGGAAGUUAAAAAGCUUGGGAAGAUAAGGCACCAGAAUCUUGUAGCACUUGAAGGUUAUUACUGGACUUCAUCCUUGCAGCUUCUCAUUUAUGAGUAUCUAUCAAGAGGGAGUUUGCAUAAGCUCCUACAUGAUGAUAAUAGCAAAAAUGUCUUCUCUUGGGGUCAAAGGUUCAAGAUUAUUCUUGGCAUGGCAAAAGGAUUGGCCCAUUUGCACCAAAUGAACAUAAUCCACUAUAAUCUUAAAUCAACCAAUGUUCUGAUUGAUAGUUCUGGUGAGCCAAAAGUAGGAGAUUUUGGCUUGGUGAAACUGUUACCAAUGCUAGACCAUUGUGUUUUGAGCAGCAAAAUUCAAAGUGCACUUGGAUACAUGGCUCCUGAGUUUGCUUGCCGCACUGUUAAGAUAACUGAGAAAUGUGAUGUAUAUGGUUUUGGGAUCCUGGUUCUGGAGAUAGUGACAGGAAAAAAACCUGUGGAAUAUAUGGAGGAUGAUGUGGUUGUUCUCUGUGACAUGGUGAGAGGUGCUUUGGAGGAAGGAACUGUGGAGCAAUGUGUUGAUGGUAGGUUACUUGGUAAUUUUGCUGCUGAGGAAGCAAUUCCUGUGAUAAAGUUGGGGUUAAUUUGUGCAUCACAAGUGCCAUCAAACCGUCCAGAUAUGGAUGAAGUAGUCAACAUAUUAGAGUUAAUCCAAUGCCCUUCAGAAGGACAAGAAGAAUUAGAAUGAAUUUUGUUGCAAUGUUUGAGAAACAGCACAUAUUGCAGUACCUGGUGAAGAACAAUCCAGUUUAAAGCUAUACAUGCAAAGAAUAUUCAGUCAUAUUUUUCCCUACUUU